Knipowitschia caucasica is the source of this 2976-nucleotide messenger RNA. Lineage: Eukaryota; Metazoa; Chordata; Actinopteri; Gobiiformes; Gobiidae. The record is from the annotation of a GenBank genome assembly.
AUGGGGAGCCAACAUCAGAGGACCAGCAAGCACACCCGGGAGGAAACCACAAGGCCAGUUGAUUCACGCUCCUGGACUGAGCCACUGUCCAGCAACUCCAGCGAGAACCAGUUCAGAGCCGGUAUACAGCCACAUCGAGCUUCUUCUCCGGUCAAUCUAAAAACAAUUCUGGAGAGUGACAGUGAUGUGGAAAGUAAAGACACAGGAUACAGGAGCCAAAACUCUCCCCGGGGUAAAGGACAAUUGGAGAAGCUGCUUGGUGAGAUUGCCUAUCAGUUAGACAGGAGGAUUCUUUCCCACAUGUUUCCACAAAACAUCAGGUUCUAUGGAUACACUGUGAGCCAAAUACCCACUAAGAUUUUUGAGGCCUGCACCCAUCCUCUGACUGGAAAAGUGGACGAAGAUUACAAGAUUUUCCUGCAAAAAAGAUACCAAAGCCUCCAGGAGAUGCUGCGUCGUAAGGGAUACAUAAUCACACUCCAUCCUCACUUUUCUGAAUUCAUCGUCAACAGAUUUGGGAUUCUGGGCGCGAGGCCUGCAUGCGGGAGCUCACUGGCCACGGACUUCGAAAACCCCUUGUAUCUAAAGAGCGUCAUAGAAUCUACGGCUCAUUUCAAGCUGCAGAAAGACCUGAUGAUUCUGCUGGACUGCCUCUGUGAAAUGGCGGAAAAGGACGCCAAGCCCAUGCCCCGCGGGCUAAACGUGAGCUCAAAAACUACCUCCACGUUGACUGAAAGCUGCAGACGUAACUUGCUUCUACUGCAGCCACAUCGAGACAGAACUGGAACCAUCCAUGGAGUUGGCUGGGUAUUAAUCGCGCCUUGUUUCUGGUUCCUGGAUCGAUUUAUUGCCACAUGGAAAUCCACAACGUUGGAAAAAACCCAGCGGCGCGACGAGGAAUGCUACCUUUAUCCGCUGGAGGUUUUUAUCGGCUCAAUCUUCUUCUUCAUUCUAUUCCUCAUCGCUUGUCCGUUCGCUUUCAUCGGCUUCUUGCUGUGGGCGCCGCUGCAGUGUUGCCGCCGACCGUUUUCCUAUCACAGAGAGACGAAAACCCCGGAAAAGGAGACAGUGUUCAAGCCGGCCGAGAAGACGUCGUUUCUUUUUGCCACUGCCAACUUGUGUCUUCUGCCGGACAGCUUGGCGCGCUUCAACAACCUGGCACACACCCAGCGCAGAGCAGUGGCCAUCGGUCAGCGCAUUGUGCAUGGCGUCCACAGUCCACACAUUCGAAUAGUUGUGGAAUCUCCCAGCAGCUGCGGCACGCUCACCGAAGCCAGCUCGCCGUGCCAAGACGGUAAACAAAAUAACUACGGCUCCGUCGAGAACUGCAAUGGAGCAUCUAUGAGUCAAGACGUGUCGGUUCCGAGUGGUGAUUCGGACGAAGGCGCGAUGGAUUCUCAAACGACGCCGCUGAACACUAAUCACAACUGUAACCAACAAGACCCACCGCGCACGUUGCUCGCUCGCGGCCGCAGCCUGGAGGAGUUUGCCUGGCAAGUGUCGUCGUUGUUUCCGACGAACGUGGAUGUGAUUUGUCUGGAAGAGGUGUUCGACAAGAGGGCGGCGCAGAAGCUCAUUGCGGCACUGAAGCCCGUAUACGAACACAUCCUGUACGACGUGGGCGUGUACGCGUGCCAGCCGCCGUGCACCUGCUCCACCUUCAAGUUCUUUAACGGCGGCUUGUUUGUGGCCAGUCGGUUCCCAGUACUCGAGGCGCAGUACCGAUUUUUCCCCAACAGCCGCGGGGAGGAUGCACUGGCGGCGAAAGGGCUGCUGGCCACAAAGCUGCUUGUGGGGAAGAAUGAACGACAGAAGGAUGUGGUGGGGUAUUUUAAUUGCACACAUCUUCAUGCCCCUGAAGGUGAAGGAGAAAUCCGUUGUGAGCAGCUUAAUAUGGUAACCAAAUGGAUCAGUGAUUUUCAAGCCGCCAACACUCUUCCGGACGAAGACGUGGUUUUUGACGUUUUGUGUGGAGAUUUUAAUUUUGAUAACUGCUCCCCUGACGACACGCUGGAACAAAACCAUGCUCUGUUCGACAUGUACAGAGACCCGUGCAGGGCUGGGCCUGGCAAAGAGAAGCCGUGGGUCAUUGGAACUCUUUUGGAGCAACCCACUUUGUAUGAGGAAGAUGUGAAGUCCCCAGAUAGUUUGCAGAGGACGCUGGAAGACGAGGCCCUGAGGAAGCAGUUUGUGUCUCCCCCGGUCCCAGCCGCAGGACAGCCCCUGGUUUACCCUGAACACGAGCAGCCGUGGGUCGGACGCAGAAUCGAUUACAUCCUGUAUCGUCAGAGCUCACUUUCAAAACACUACAAAACUGAGAUGGAGGAGGUGCACUUUAUAACUCACUUGGCCGGACUCACAGACCACAUCCCUACGAGUUUUCAGAAAUAUUCAGCCUCCAGUAAGAGCGGCGUGUGGAGCCAGCGUGCCCCGGGGUCAGCGCUCCUGUGGCCGCAGCGGAGACACACUGGUCCCCUCUCCAGACCCUUCUCAGAGUCGUCUGAUCUAAACUAUUUGUCCAAAACUGAACCAACAAAUGAACCCAGUGAAAUCGGGGAGGAAGGCUCCCCUCAGGACUUCUCCCUGGACGUUCUGGUGGCUCUGCUCAAACAGGAAAAUGCAUUGGAUCUUUGUGUCAUCAACGUUCCACACCAGAUCAACUAUGCACACUACAUAAUUAUCGUCAGUGGCUACUCCACCAGACACCUUAAGGCUAUGGCCCUUUAUGCCAUCAAAGUGUAUAAAUAUUUGAAGAAUAAUCACAACCCACACGUCAAAAUGGAAGGAAAAGACGCAGAGGACUGGAUGUGCAUAGACUUCGGCGACAUAGUGGUUCACUUCAUGCUUCCAGAGUCCAGAGAAGUCUAUGAGCUGGAGAAGUUGUGGACACUGCGCAGCUACGACGAGCAGCUGGCUAACAUGCCUGUGGAGACACUUCCCGAGGAUUUUAUUUAUGAUAUUGAAGUGACAAAGUGA